ACUAGCUUUUGAUCUAUCUCCGAUUUUCUUUUCCUGUUAAUUUCGACUCUUACAAUUUUUGCAAAAUUGAAAAUCUUUGCCUCUCUCUCUUGUUCUCUAAUCGAAUCAAAGCUUAAAACUUUGCUGAUUAAUUGAUUUUGGAUUCCGGGGAGAAGAAAAUGGUAACUGGAUUGAUUAACGAGAACCCAAUCAUUUACCCGAAGAAAGAGAGGCGUCUUCGAACUGAUACAAGCACUACCGAUGAAGAUAUCAAGGAUCCAGAGCAUCCUAAUACUCUGGAAGAUCUCAGAGUUGUUACAGAAGACUCAGUUGAAGUGGAUGAUGAGAACAGUUAUGUUAGGGUUACGUUCACUCCAACUGUGGAACAUUGUAGCAUGGCAACCGUUAUCGGUCUUUGUGUCCGCGUGAAACUUCUGCGAAGCCUUCCUUCUCGAUACAAGAUUGAUAUACGGGUAGCGCCUGGUUCUCAUGCAACAGAGGAUGCAUUGAAUAAACAACUAAACGAUAAAGAACGUGUGGCGGCUGCACUAGAGAAUCCAAACCUCGUGGAGAUGGUCGAUGAAUGCCUGCCAUCAGAAGAGUGAAUUGCUUUUAUUUUCUUGUGAGCAAGUGAUUACACAAGCCUGGUGGUCUCAGUUUACACUAUCCAUACAUGUCUCUGUUUUAUUUGCAAAGAUUUUGAUCCAUCACAUCGACUAGGACUGCAUUGUAAUUCUUACUCUGAUUUCAAGUUUGGUCUCAAUCAUUUCAAUAAAGUCUCAAUAACAAU
This is a messenger RNA of Arabidopsis arenosa, 769 nucleotides long. The record is from the annotation of a GenBank genome assembly. Lineage: Eukaryota; Viridiplantae; Streptophyta; Magnoliopsida; Brassicales; Brassicaceae.